Molecule: messenger RNA, 594 nt
Organism: Penicillium lagena
Lineage: Eukaryota; Fungi; Ascomycota; Eurotiomycetes; Eurotiales; Aspergillaceae
Product: NuA4 histone acetyltransferase complex catalytic subunit ESA1
Exons: 5
Coding region: 1-594 (197 amino acids)
Source: RefSeq, a predicted model, not a curated record
AUGGGCGUCCGCGAUUCUGGCGAGGCGACGGGGACGCCCGAUCCCGUCGAGAAGGGGUUCGCCACCCUCAACACCAUCCGGAUCGGCGUAAAGGCCAUGGUGCAAAAGGACGGAGAGCUGCGGAAGGCCGAGAUUUUGUCAAUUCGCCAGCGGAAAGACGGACCGUCGUUUUACGUGCACUAUGUCGACUUCAACAAGCGUCUUGAUGAAUGGGUCAACUCUACGCGAAUCGACCUCUCCCAAGAGGUCGAAUGGCCCCAGCCCGAAAAGGCAGAGAAGAAGAAAGCCGCUGCCAACAAGGCGGCGCCGAACAAGAACAUCAAAAACCAGCGCGCCCGCGCAGACAGCCGCGAUGUAUCGGGAACACCCGAUGCAUUGGGUGGCAAGAACCUGAACGUCGGGAAAGCGCCACGAGCCUCCAAAGCCGGAGGCAAAGAGAAUCGCGGCGCCGAGACGCCUGGCGGCGACACCUCCCUCUUUGGUUCCGAGGCCGUCUCCACUGUUGGGACACCCAAAGCUGCUGAAUCCGAAGAUGUAGACAUGCCAGAUGCAGACGGGAAGGAGGAAGAUGUCCCCACCACUGGGGGGAGCUGA